Messenger RNA from Pseudonaja textilis, 2141 nucleotides. RefSeq names its product cystine/glutamate transporter-like. Lineage: Eukaryota; Metazoa; Chordata; Lepidosauria; Squamata; Elapidae. Gene Ontology annotation, cellular component: membrane. Gene Ontology annotation, molecular function: L-amino acid transmembrane transporter activity. The record is from RefSeq and is a predicted model, not a curated record. Gene Ontology annotation, biological process: amino acid transmembrane transport.
GAGAAUUAAGGUACUCCUACAAUUUAGUGGCUGGACAUCUGCAAAGACAAGUUGACCAAGAAACCAAGGAAGGAUCUUUAUGGUCUCUCAAGACAUUCACCAGCAUCAAAAUCUUUGACCUUGGCUUCUUCUUCUACUGACCCAGAAUCACACUAGUCAUGGGUAAACCUAAGAAGAAAGAAGAGGCUGUCUUUCUGAGGAAGAAGAUCACACUUCUCAGGGCCUUUUCACUUCUCAUUGGGAGCAUGGUGGGCAGUGGCAUAUUUAUCUCCCCCAAGGGGGUCCUGAAAAACUCUGGCAAUGUGGGCCUCUCCUUAAUCAUUUGGUUUGCCUGUGGAAUUCUCUCUAUGUUUGGUGCUUUGAGUUACGCAGAACUGGGCACGCGAAUUACCAAGUCCGGAGGCCAUUACAUUUAUAUCUUGGAAACUCUAGGUCCUCUGCCUGGAUUCCUGUUUCUGUGGGCUGAAUACUUUGCUAUAAGACCAGCCAACAGUGCUGUUGUCGCCUUAGCAUUUGGACGCUACAUAUUGGAACCAUUUUUUGCACCUUGUUCGGCUCCACUCCUGGCUGUGAAGCUUGUUGCUCUCCUGGGUUACUACAUUGUCCUCAUCUUAAAUUCUUGGAGUGUCAGCUGGAGUGCCCGGCUCCAGACCAUCUUAUCUAUCAUCAAGUUGGUAGCACUCUCUCUCAUUAUCGUCCCAGGCAUGAUGCUUUUAACUCAAGGCUGUACAGGAAAUUUCCAGGAUGCCUUCAAUACCCAAACACUCGUUUUGGACAAACUACCGUUAGCCUUUUAUGCAGGGAUGUUUGCCUACUCUGGAUGGUUUCAAACUAGUUUUGUACGAGAAGAACUGGUGAAGCCAGAACGAAAUAUCCCAUUGGCUGUGAUUGUGUCGGUGAUCACAGUGAUUGUGGGGUAUAUGCUCACCAACGUUUCCUAUUACACAGUACUGACAGCAGCAGAUGUCCUUGUCUCCCAGGCAGUGGCUGUGAGUUUUGCACGGAAAGCUUUCCAGAGCCUUAUCUCUGUGAUUCCAGUCUUGGUUUCCCUGUCUUGUUUUGGAACCAUGAAUGGGGGAAUUUUUACAUUUUCAAGGACAUUGUUUGUGGCUUCCAGGGAGGGGCAAUGGCCCACCCUCUUCUCUAUGAUCCACAUCCAACGCCAUACCCCACUGCCAGCUGUCUUGCUAAUGUUCCCUUUAGUCACAGCCAUGAUUUGUGUAGGAGACCUUUACCAUUUGUUGAACUUCUUCAGCUUUUCCCGGUGGCUCUUCAUAGGAUUAGCCACCCUUGGGCUUAUAGUUCAUCGGUGUCGCCAUCCUGAUAUAUUAAGCCCAUUCAAGGUUCCUCUUUUCAUUCCCGUUUCCUUUACUGUCAUCUGCCUUUUCACAGUGGGAAUGUCCUUUUAUUCAGACCCGGUUAAUAUCAGCAUUGGAUGUGGCAUCGUUUUAAGUGGUCUUCCAGUUUACUAUUUGCUCAUCAAACAAUCAAUGCCAAAUUGUUGCCGUAAGACUUUCUGCUUUCUUACACUGAAGCUUCAGAUCCUGUUGAAGGUAGUACAGCAGGAAAUCAGGACAUACUGACCAGUCCUAAUUUUGAACUGUUGACUUUGGAGAGCCUUCUGUACAAGCUUGUAUUUCCUAUCACACUUAGAGUAGCUUUGCAUGGCUGCUUCCAGUCUGGAGUUCCAACACCAUAUGGAAAGUUCACCAGAGAUCAAAGACACAAAGAAGCUUGCCCGGAUUCUUGCUUACUAUUUGAUGGGGUUUUUUUUACAAAUAUAGUCUAAGCUGCUCUUGGUAUUAUCUUCAUAUGCAAUGCAGAUACACUUAGGUGCAACCAAUAAAUCUGAUGCAGUUGCAUCUGCAUACAUAUUCUAUUUCUGUGUAAAGCUUGGGUAGAAACAAGUUACUUGUAGAUUUUGGAAGACCAUAAAUUUGUUAUAGUUAUGGUACAUUUUGAUGAGUAUUUCUGAGUUAAACCGAACUUUGGAUGCUUUUCAGCCUAUGAAAAGCUUUACAAAAGAUACAUUUUUCAAAGAUCUAAGUCAGGGGUGUCAAACUCAAGGCCAGGGCGCCGGAUCUGGCCCAUGGGGUACUUAGAUCUGACCUGUGGGGCAACCCUGCAAACAGCGAAAGACU